Molecule: messenger RNA, 1512 nt
Organism: Opisthorchis viverrini
Lineage: Eukaryota; Metazoa; Platyhelminthes; Trematoda; Opisthorchiida; Opisthorchiidae
Exons: 3
Coding region: 1-1476 (491 amino acids)
Cellular component (GO): plasma membrane
Source: RefSeq, a predicted model, not a curated record
AUGACCGAUUCAUUCCAAGCGGCUGCCUCCGGUAAUCGCAGGCUAAGCCAAAAUUCACAAGAUAGAAAAUCACCUAUUACAACUAAUCGAGUCACUGAACCGAGACAAUCAGAAGAUAUACAUCUCGAGUCACCAUACACUAGGGAGCCUAAAGCAAGAACCCAUUCCGACAACGGUUCAGGAGAGAAUAGUCCACCGGGAUAUGAAAAUGCCGACCUUCAAAACUAUGAGGACGUAGUCACUCUUCAUGUACCUCCUAAAGAAACCAUUUGGCUAAACACCAGCAGCCGGCAAAGUCGUUUUCGUCGGUGGAUUAACGGACUACGAAAACCAAGAAUCAAAGUUAAUGACCCGGUGGAGGUGAACAGCGUGAGUGAUUCUGGAAGGCCUCUUUAUGGAAACGAACCAGAUCAAAGGACAACAGACAACGUCUGCAUGCAGCAAACAAACCCACUGAACGGGUCGGCCCAAUCGGAUAACUACUGGAAUCAAAAUGAAACGGAUAAACCCCCGAGUGAUUCUGAAAAAGAUCAGAUGGUAUGGACCACCAACUUCCUGGCUGCACUAAGUAUUUUGCUGAUUGUGGUCACCUUUCCAUUCUCACUUAUUUACUGUAUCCGAAUUGUGGCCGAAUACGAACGCGCUGUUGUGCUCCGCAUGGGAAACCUCAUUCCUAAAGGUCGCGGAACAAAAGGUCCCGGGCUGUUCUUUAUUCUCCCCUGUAUAGACAGUGUACGAAAAGUUGACCUUCGAACGGUGACCUUUGCUAUUCCACCGCAGGAGCUUUUGACGCGUGAUUCUGUUACCGUGUCAGUGGAUGCGGUUGUGUAUUACAGAGUGUUGAACCCCGUAGCCUCUGUGUUGAACAUCGAAGAUGCAGCUCGAUCCACACGCUUGCUGGCACAGACAACAAUACGCAAUGUUCUGGGUACCAAAGAUUUGGCACAAAUACUGAUGGACAGAGAUGAAAUAUCUACGGCCAUGCAAUCCAGUCUGGAUGCCACAACAGACGCCUGGGGCGUAAAAGUUGAACGUGUUGAAAUCAAAGAUGUCCGUCUCCCCCUUCAACUGCAACGGGCGAUGGCGGCUGAGGCUGAGGCCGCCCGGGAAGCACGGGCAAAGGUCAUUGCCGCAGUGGGUGAACAGGAGGCAGCCCGCUCACUGAAAAAGGCCGCUCGGAUUAUCGCAACUUCACCAAUGGCAUUCCAACUGCGUUACCUGCAGACACUUUGUGCUAUUUCGGCAGAAAAGAAUUCCACCAUCUUCUUUCCAGUCCCCAUAGACAUAAUGCAAAAUUUAGGCAAUUUCACCAUGAGUUCGAUUGGAAGUGGAUUCCCCGAUUUGUGCCCAGUUCCAAAGCAUACCACAACCUCCAGAGAUACGGUCGUUGACGUAGACAGCAAGCUGGUGGCGCGCACCAUUAUGGAAACAUCUUUCAGUCAAGAGGAAGCUGAUGCGCACAGCGAUACUGUCUAAAAUGAAUCGCCAGUCUCUGUUAUUCAGUCAUGGCUU